GACCCCGUCGCGACCGCGUCCCCUCGGGUCCUUGAGCCGGCCCCGACCGCUAGCCAUGGCCUUGAGGCUGCUGAGACUGGUCCCGGCGUCCGUGUCCGCGCGGGGCCUCGCGGCGGUCACCCAGCGCGUGGGCGGCAUUCAUACAAGUGUACAGUGCAAGCUGCAGUAUGGCCCUUUGGCAUACAUACUUGGGGACCGAACAACCAAAAAACUGACAGAACGCAGCAAAAUGAUAACUGUAGAUGGCAAUAUAUGUUCUGGAAAAGGCAAGCUUGCGAAAGAAAUAGCAGAGAAACUAGGCUUAAAGCACUUUCCUGAAGCAGGAAUACAUUAUGCAGACAGCACUACAGGGGAUGGAAAACCCCUGGACGUGGAGCUCAGUGGCAACUGCAGUCUGGAGAAGUUCUAUGAUGACCCGAAAAGCAAUGAUGGCAACAGCUACCGCCUGCAGUCCUGGUUGUACGCCAGUCGCCUCCUGCAGUAUGCGGACGCCUUGGAGCACUUGCUGAGCACAGGACAAGGUGUCGUAUUGGAACGCUCCAUCUACAGCGACUUUGUCUUCUUGGAGGCGAUGUAUAACCAGGGGUUCAUCCGAAAGCAGUGUGUGGACCACUACAAUGAGGUGAAGAAGGUCACCAUCUGCGAGUACCUGCCUCCUCACGUGGUGAUCUAUGUCGAUGUGCCCGUCCCCGAGAUCCAGAGUCGGAUCCAGAAGAGAGGAAACCCACACGAAAUGAAGAUCACCUCCGCCUAUCUUCAGGACAUCGAGAAUGCCUAUAAGAAAACCUUCCUUCCUGAAAUGAGUGAAAAAUGUGAGGUUUUACAGUAUAGUGCGAGGGAAGCUCAAGAUGCAGAAAAGGUGGUAGAGGAUGUUGAAUACCUCAAGUAUGACAAGGGGCCGUGGCUCGACCAAGAUGACCGGACUUUUCACCGUCUGCGGAUGCUGGUUCAGAAUAAGUUGGAGGUGCUGAAUUACACAACCAUUCCUGUCUAUCUCCCAGAAGUCACCAUUGGAGCUCACCAGAGUGACCGCGUCUUCCAUAAAUUCACAGAGCUGCCAGGCCGAAAGUACUGCCCUGGGUACAAUGCAGACGUGGGCGACAAGUGGAUCUGGCUCAAGUGACCGACCGCCUGCUGCUAAAGCUGCGUCGCAACGAUGAAGAAGCUGCCAGUCUGCCCGGCUCUCCUGGACGCCUUUAAAAUCAGGGGGAAAGUAAAUGAUCCAAAACUUGAACAGUAGAAGGAAAGGCCUAGCAAAAAGCAGUCUGCCCUGUAGUGUAGUUAAGGGUGUGGAAGGAAACUGCCGUCCCAAAGCAUUUGGAACCUUCUAGCUUGAUUUUGGAAUGAUCCGUAAUUAUCACUGAAAAAAAGAGAGAAGAGAGUCUGCUGUGAAAGACCGGAUAAACUAGAAGAAUUUCAUUUCCUCCCAGAUGGGUCCUGUGUCAUGCACAUUUUGUACAUUGUUUCUUCACACCUCAAGAAAUAAAAGUUCCUGUGGCACUUC
Molecule: messenger RNA, 1504 nt
Organism: Equus quagga
Lineage: Eukaryota; Metazoa; Chordata; Mammalia; Perissodactyla; Equidae
Gene: NDUFA10
Product: NADH:ubiquinone oxidoreductase subunit A10
Exons: 10
Coding region: 56-1123 (355 amino acids)
Biological process (GO): mitochondrial electron transport, NADH to ubiquinone
Cellular component (GO): cytoplasm
Source: RefSeq, a predicted model, not a curated record